AAUGGAAGCCUUAUCAAGGUGGCGGCAAUGACGAUGUCAAUGUUUGGAAGCAAAAGCGGAGACGACGGCGACCGGCUUUCAUGCCAGAUGGGGCUUGAUGGGGAAAUGGCUGCAUCUUCGUUGCGGUUGCAGCGCUUCUGAGAUUGACGGCGCUGCUGCGAACAGGCUGCAUGCUGACAGAACGUGUUCAAUCAUCGGACGCACAGCAUGCGGCACGAUGCAAACACAUGCCACGCCGAGAGCUUCGCAAAGUGGCCUCGUUUGAGCUCCGUACUCGACAAUGCGUCGAAUCUUCUCUUGGUUGGAACCGGAAGACGAGGCCGGGCAUCGGCGGUUCUGGGCAUGACGAAGUCGAGGCAAGGCGUGGUAUUAAUAAAUGGUGGGCUCACUCACUACUCACAAUCAGCCCGACGGCGACGGCCAGGUGUUUUUUGCUUUUCACACCAAAUCGCUCUCCACUGUUUGUCGAGGCCGCGGUUGCACGAAAAUCAAGGCACAAGUAGAUGUUUUGUCCUCUCCUAUUAUUCAUCCUCUCGCCUCUCGUCACAUUCCUUUGUAUCGUACUAUGGUACCUGCAUCAAAUUUCGUCAUACCUCCUUGUCCUACCGAAACACUCAACGGGUCUUGUGCCCAAGACAUCUAAGUCAUUUAUCAUCCACAAAUCACGCGCGCGUCUGUCUCAAAGAAAAUAUGACUGCUAUCAUUCCGCGCUGCAACCAAACGAUGCGUCCAUGCUUCUGUUUCUCGGUGUAUCUCAGCAUCAUGAGCACGGAGGAGCAACCAGGGUGGCCACAAGCUGCCCAGCGCUCUGGUUCUCUCAGACAAAAUGCUGUAACUGUUCCCAACUUUGGAUAUUGAGUAUUAUGACGGUGCUGUACUGACAUCAGCAUACCGGUGGCGAAUUGUCUACGAGCAUUCUUUAUGGGCAACUCACAGGGUGCAACUACUGUAUGGUUGGCGUAACUUCCCUCUUGAAUGACAAGCCGUGCUGUGUUUGUGAGAAUUCACCGUUAC
Lindgomyces ingoldianus is the source of this 1014-nucleotide messenger RNA. RefSeq lists its product as uncharacterized. The transcript is spliced from 2 exons. The record is from RefSeq and is a predicted model, not a curated record. NCBI's taxonomy places the organism in Eukaryota, Fungi, Ascomycota, Dothideomycetes, Pleosporales, Lindgomycetaceae. Bases 208 to 858 code for a protein of 216 amino acids.